AUGCACGGAACAGCCCGCGCUCCGGCCACCAGCGUGAGCGCCGACUGCUGCAUCCCGGCCGGCCUGCGCCUGGGGCCCGUGCCUGGAACCUUCAAGCUGGGCAAGUACCUGUCAGACCGCAGGGAACCCGGGCCCAAGAAAAAGGUGCGCAUGGUGAGAGGGGAGCUGGUGGACGAGUCGGGGGGCUCCCCUCUGGAAUGGAUAGGGUUAAUCCGGGCAGCCAGGAACCCCCAGGAACAGACUCUCGAAGCUAUUGCAGACUUACCCGGAGGACAGAUCUUCUAUCGAGCUCUUCGAGACGUCCAGCCAGGGGAGGAGCUGACCGUGUGGUAUUCCAACUCCUUGGCUCAGUGGUUCGACAUCCCCACAAUUGCAACUCCGACGCACGACGAGAAAGGGGAGGAGCGCUACAUUUGCUGGUACUGCUGGAGGACGUUUAGAUACCCCAACAGCCUUAAGGCCCACCUACGUUUCCACUGCGUGCUCAGCAGCGGCGGGGGCCGAACCUACCUGCACCACGAGCACGCUGCUCGCCAAGGCGCUGCCCCGGCCGCAGAUGGCCUUCCCUUCUCUCCGAAACCCCCAGCGCCCGACUUUGCCGCGGCCGCCCCGGCUGGCACUCUGCGGCCCCACUCGCAGGCCCCGCCGCCUCUCCAGGCCUGCGGAGCGCGGGAGAGUAUCAAGCGCGAGGCCUCCUCUGCGCCCUCGGCCACGUCGCCACCCGCGGCCAAGUGGGGGCAGUCCAAGAAGAGCAAGGAGCAGCCGGACCGCGCCCUAGACAUGAGCGGGGCCUCCCGGGGACACGGCCACUUCCUCGGCAUCGUAGGCGGCUCCCCAGCUGGGGGCGGUGGCCUGGCCUUCUACCCCGGAGUGCGCUCGGCUUUCAAGCCUGCCGGCUUGGCCAGGGCGGCCGCGGCCGCGCAUGGCGACCCCUACCGGGAGGAGGGCGGCGGCAAACCUGGGUCCGGCUUGGCCUUAGGCAGGUUGCUGGGCGGGGGCCGGGCGGGCGGACGCCCGGUAAGCGGGGAGAACCCCGCGGCGGGCGGCGCCGGCCACCACCAUCACCACCAUGCGCACCACCACCAUCACCAUUCCAAGUGCCUGCUCUCGGGGGACCCGCCGCCGCCGCCGCCUGGCCUACCCUGCUCGGGGGGCCUGCGCAGCUUCCCUCUGCUCCCCGGGGCCCCGGAAGAGGCGUCAGCCUUCAAGCAUGUGGAACGAGCCCAGCCAGCGGCGCCUGCGCUGCCGGGAGCGCGUUUCGCCCAGUUGCCCUCUGCGACCGGGCUGCCCGUCGAGCGCUGCGCGCUGCCGGCCCUCGACGCGGGCGGGCUCAAAGCCUACCCGGGUGGCGAGUGCAGCCACCUACCUGCCGUCAUGCCGGCUUUUACCGUCUACAACGGGGAGCUACUCUACGGCUCACCGGCCGCCGCCGCUUAUUACCCGCUCAAACUGCACUUCGGCGGGCUGCUCAAGUAUCCGGAGUCCAUCUCCUACUUCAGCGGGCCUGCGGCGGCGGCAGCAGCAGCGGCAGCUGCCGCUCUAAGCCCUGCGGAGCUCGGCUCCCUGGCUAGCAUCGACCGAGAGAUCGCUAUGCACACGCAGCAGCUGUCCGAGAUGGCAGCCGGGAAAAGCCGAGGCCGCCUGGACGCGGGGACGCUGCCACCCGCCGUCGUGGCGGCGGGAGGCGCUGGGGGUGGCGGCAGCGUAGGUGGCGGCGCCGGCAAGUCCAAGACCGGCCACCUGUGUCUCUACUGCGGCAAGUUGUACUCGCGCAAGUACGGGCUCAAGAUUCACAUGCGGACGCACACCGGCUACAAGCCGCUCAAGUGCAAAGUGUGCCUGCGGCCCUUCGGCGACCCCAGCAAUCUGAACAAGCACAUCCGGCUGCACGCCGAGGGCAACACGCCCUACCGCUGCGAGUUCUGCGGCAAGGUGCUGGUGCGCCGCCGGGACCUGGAGCGCCACGUCAAGUCCCGCCACCCCGGCCAAAACCUGCUCGCCAAGGCGGGCGAUGGCCCCGGCGCGGAGCCUGACUACCCGCCGGAGCCUGGGGAGCCCAAGAGCGACAACGACAGCGAUGUGGACGUCUGCUUCACGGACGACCAGAGCGACCCUGAGGCUGGAGGCGGCGGCGAGCGCGACUCAUAA
This is a messenger RNA of Prionailurus viverrinus (fishing cat), 2148 nucleotides long. RefSeq names its product PR/SET domain 13 (gene PRDM13). Bases 1 to 2148 code for a protein of 715 amino acids. The transcript has 4 exons. Lineage: Eukaryota; Metazoa; Chordata; Mammalia; Carnivora; Felidae. Gene Ontology annotation, cellular component: nucleus. The record is from RefSeq and is a predicted model, not a curated record. Gene Ontology annotation, molecular function: protein binding.